Cucurbita moschata (crookneck pumpkin) is the source of this 1545-nucleotide messenger RNA. Its product is annotated as E3 ubiquitin-protein ligase RHF2A-like. Gene Ontology annotation, molecular function: ubiquitin-protein transferase activity. The transcript has 8 exons. Lineage: Eukaryota; Viridiplantae; Streptophyta; Magnoliopsida; Cucurbitales; Cucurbitaceae. The coding region runs from base 168 to 1394 and encodes 408 amino acids. The record is from RefSeq and is a predicted model, not a curated record.
CGACCGACCCAAGCGCAGCACUCAGCAGCAGCCUUUUAUCAAGUCAAGGACGGAGCCAAUCCUCCUCCUCCUCCUCCGCCUGCUCCUCCUCCUAGGGUUCCACUGGUUCCAGUCCAAUCUUAUUUACCUGUUCUCUCACAAGCUUCUCCUGCUGAUCGUCGUUUCUCAUGGAGUCUCCAACGAUGGACGAAACUAAGAAUUCUGAAGCGCAUUUGACAUCAGCUGCAGCUUUUGUCAAAGGUGGAAUCCAGGAUGCUUGUGAUGACGCUUGCAGUAUAUGUCUUGAAAACUUCUGUGACAGUGAUCCUUCAACGAUGACCAGUUGCAAACAUGAGUUUCAUCUGCAGUGCGUUCUUGAAUGGUGUCAGAGAAGCUCCCAAUGCCCCAUGUGUUGGCAACCUGUUAGUCUGAAGGAUCCAACCAGUCAGGAGUUGCUCGAAGCAGUAGAACAAGAGAGAAGUUUUAGACUUAAUCCAGUUAGAAACUCAACAAUAUUUCGCCAUCCCACUUUUGGUGACUUUGAGUUACAGCAUCUGCCAGCUGGUGCUGAUGAUGCUGACCUUGAAGAGCGUAUACUCCAACACCUAGCUGCUGCAGCUGCCAUGGGACAAGCUCGCCAUAGUGCUAGAAGGGAAGGCCACAGACAUCGGUCAGGAAUUCAUGGCCGUCCCCAAUUGUUGGUGUUUUCUUCCCCUCCUAAUUCUUCAUCGACCUCUCCACUUCCUCGUGACAAUCGGGAAGGUGAAGCAGCCUCAAGAAUCAUGGUAGCUACUGUAUCACCACCUCAACCUGCUGGAGAAGAGUCUCCACAACUCAAUGCUUCAGCAUCUCCCGUGCAAACUGAUCAGUCUUCUCCAUCAGCACCUCAAUACAGUUCACGUUCUGCCAGCCAACUUGGAUCUCCUUCGAGCGAUAGCUACAUGGAAUUUAUCGGUCAUGUAUUAAUAUUAUUGUCCCACACCGUUCUUAGGAGAUCCACCAGUCAACCAGUGCCAAGUAGUCAAGAUAGAGCCGGGCCAUCAUCAGAAUUGCAAUCACUCUCGGAUUCACUGAAGUCUCGAUUUAAUGCAAUGUCAAUGAGAUACAAAGAUUCAAUCGCAAAGAGCACACGAGGCUGGAAGGAGAAAUUGUUCUCUCGCAAUACUUCAAUGUCAGAUAUUGGCUCUGAGGUUAGAAGAGAGGUUAAUGUUGGAAUAGCAACGGUAUCACGCAUGAUGGAACGUCUUGAAACAAGAGAUGCUAGAAAAAGUAGCAGUCCUGAGUCCAGUAAUGUAGGGGAUAACAACCCAGUUUCGGAAUCAAAUGAUAGACGGACACCAAAGAAUGGAGGAAACAAUCCUUUGAGCGUCUCAAAUAAAGAAGGUUCAUGCCCUGCAGAAUCCAGUUCAAGUUGAACAUUCUCAGAAUUGGCUUCACUCAAAGGCCAUCUUAUAAGAGGUGAAUACUGCAAUUGAUUGUUUCCUUCUUCCAUACUACAAGAAAUAGCCUGUAGUAGACUGAAGUUUUAAAAAAAAUGGAAAAAAAAAAAGAAAAAAGAAAGGGGAA